Messenger RNA from Coccinella septempunctata (seven-spotted ladybird), 3039 nucleotides. Its product is annotated as myb-like protein X. Bases 208 to 2877 code for a protein of 889 amino acids. NCBI's taxonomy places the organism in Eukaryota, Metazoa, Arthropoda, Insecta, Coleoptera, Coccinellidae. The record is from RefSeq and is a predicted model, not a curated record. The transcript is spliced from 3 exons.
CCGAGUUUGUCGAUGAAGUUGAAGUAGAUGAUUGAUCAUUGAAUUUUUGAUAAGUUUGUGUACAUAAAAGUUAAAAAUAUUCGAAUAUUUCCAAAAACUGUUUUUAUACGCAUUACUUGGAGAGGAAAUUUUAAUGCUGAAAUGUUAUCGCAGUCUAAAUGAAAUAUAUGUGAAUUAUAUCGAAAACUCAUAGGUACAUGGAUAAGGAUGGAAUUACAUACGGGAGUUUGUGGAAUUUGUAGAUCUAAAAGUUUAGUUUUAAAUUCCGAAGAUUCUGAGAAAUAUCAAAAUCUUAUAUGGAGUCACUUCCAAAAUGAGUUUAUUAUUCCAAAUCAAUCGAAACCUAACCUCAGUUUUUGUACAACAUGUAUUUAUCAUAUUACAUUAAUAAAUUCAAAGAAGGAUUACUUCCUACAUAGGACUGAUAAUGAAGAAAUAGAAACAAGUGGAAAAUGUGAAUUGUGUAAAGAAACUAUUGAAGUUUUCUCAACAACAGAUUCAGCAGUUUUGAAUAAGUGCAAGCCAUGGAUUUCUGAAGAAAAAAGAGUUCUACUCUGUGCCAGUUGUUUUUUUCUAAUCGAAAUUAGACAUAUACUCAAGGAUUUCUGUUUGCUUAAAUUGUCUCAGAAGGAUGACCAAGAAAACCAUACACCAAAGCAAAGAGGUCCAAUAUCACGAAGGAAAUCCUUCCAUGAAGCUCGAAUUAAUUCACAAGUAGAAUCAGUAGCCUCAACUUCCUAUGAAAGAAAAACUGAGGAACCUACUUCAAGUAAUCCCAUCGAAUCAAGUACAAUAUAUGGUGUUCAUUCUACUCCAAUUCAGGGUAAAAAAAGGAGGAGGAGUAAGAAUCUUGAAGAGUUACUGGAUGAGGAAUCAAAAAACUUGAAAGAGGAUAUUCAAAAGAAUGCAGUUUACACAAAGAACGAACUGACAGGAUAUAAUCUCUCAAAUAUUUUAAAUUUUUCCCCCCUCUGCAAUUCUAAUAUUCGUAUCAAGGAUGAAUAUAAGAAAGAUAAGAAAAUGUAUAACUUCAUACCAUUUGUAAAAAUGAAUAACUUAGAAAAUAAAAGCACAGAGAUGGAUCAAUGUAAUUACGUUUGUAGUUUGGUAUCACAAAGACCAAUGAUAAGAGUUAGACGAACACCACCCAUAAAGAUCAAGUCAAUUAAAAAUAUAUUUUCCUCGAAAGAGAAAAAAAAUACAGCAGUGUCAAAAGAUAAACAAAAGUCCAUAUCAUCCUCUAAAGAAGAACUGUCUAAAUACAAACUUGUAGUAAUGGUGGAAAGAAUGAAAUUGCCAGCAGUCGAGUCCCCUGAAGAUGUUGUGACUUGCAAAGCAGAAGGCGAGAAUAUCAUUUCUAAAGAGGCAGCUACACCUAAGAAAAAGAAACGAGUGCACUUCAACGAUACUCCGACAAUUAUAAUCACUGAUGAUGUUUGCAGUGAUGAUUUUGAGCAGAGAAAUAAGUUUGAUGAAAGUAAAAACAAAAAUAUCCGAAGUAUAAUGGUUGCCGAACAAAGAAAAGUGGAUGACGUGGAAAAGUCAGAUGAAAACACCAAGAAUAUUGAUGAACAAUCAGACAGUGAAGAACUUAUAUCAUUGUCUCUUGACUAUGGAAGUGAUGAUGAAUCAAACAAAGAUAACGAGAAUUAUUGCUCGAACAAUGUUGAAGAAGAGGAGAUAGUAGAAAAUAAAGGAGAAAAUUCCUUAGAAAAUGGCGAAGAAGAUACCAGUGAGAAUCUUGAAUUGAACUGUGUUGAACAAGGCAACAAUGAAAAUCUUCUAGAAUAUAAUGAAGAAAUCAACAAUGAAGAUAAUGGUGACAAUAAAAAUGAAGAAGAAGAUACUGAAGAUCCUGAAAAUGCUGAAAAAAACCAUGAAGACACCGAUAAAGCAGACAACAGUAGUAAUCAAAAAGAAGAGGAAAGUUCAGAAGAUGAGAGGGAAAAAAAUUCUUCAUCAGAAACAAUAGUUGUUGAGGCUGAUUCGAGUGAAAAAAUUCCAGAUUCUCAAGGAACUGAAGAUGAAUACUUCAAUGAUGUCCUUACUCAAAUAGACCAACUUGAAGAUGCUUUAAUUGAUGAUAAUACAAGUAAAAAUGAAUCAGUUGAAAAACUAGAUUGUGAUGAGAGCACUGAGGAAGGUAAAGAUAAUCUUGAAAAUGAAAAAGACAGCUUAGAUGGGUUUGAAGUUGUUGAUGAAGAGAAUGAAGAGAUAGGUCUUCGAGGAUUUGGUGGAAAUGAUUCGAAUGACCUGAGCAAUCAUGUUGAGGAAUCUCCUGAAAAAUCUAUUGAUGAAAAAAUGGAGGAAAUUCAUGAUGACGGUAAAGAGGAGUUAAAUGAGAAUAAAAAUGAUAAUAUUUCUUUAGACAGUGGGGAAAAAAUAGAAGCUAAGGAUAGUUUUGAUGAAAUUGACUUGUUACUGAAUAAAUAUUGUGGAGAAAAUUCAGAAGAAGUAUUGACAGAAACUGACCAAGUAGCAUCUGUAACAAAUGAAAAUGAAAAAGAAACUGAAACUCUUGAUGGUGAGCAAGUGAUUCCUGAAGGAUGUGGAGGGAUAGAGCAUUUGAAAUCCUCAGCAAAUAGUGGUCCGAUUUCUGAAACAUCAGAUGAAGAUUUCGGCUCAUUGAUUGACGAAGUUCAGAAAUGCCUGUUAACAUCUACAAAGGAAUCACUCGAUAAGACAGAGGAUAUAGAAAAUCAGAAAGGUACAAAGCCAAACACCCCAAACCUAUUGGAUAUAUUGAAUAGCUCUUUCGAUGAAACUACAUCUUCACCAAAGGAAAAUAUAAAUAGUAAUAAAAACUUGAAAAGAAAGAGCUCUGAUGAUGAAAUUGAAAAGCCAGAUCAUAAACGAGGAAAAAUGGAAAAUUCUUGAACGGUUGAUAUAGUCAUAGUUGCUAAGUAUCAUUCAUUAUUGUUUUGUUUCUCUUUAAGUUGACACUUAAACCAUAUUUAUAUUAUAACUGUUUAUUAUUUUUUCUAAAUUCAAAAUGUAAAAACUAGUUAUUGUUUUUCCAUUAAACAGGAUUCUGUGAUU